CGGACGGAAUCGGGCCUCUCAGAACUUGACUCCAUCCGGAGCUGGGAGCCACCUUGGGGAAGCGCCCGGCUCUGCACAUGGGCCUGUGCGGGGAUCUUCCCAGCAGCAGUCCGCUCUCCAGACGCUGCCCCGCCCGCUAGGCUGGGGAGGCCACUGGGCGGCGACUGGCCGCUCCGGCGGCGCGGAGCGCACGGAGCCCCGGCAGAGGGAAGCGCAGGACGCGCCUGGGGUCCCCGCCUUGACUACAUCAUGGCUACAGGGCCAACAGAUGUCAUACAGCCACCAGAGGCCGGGGAGACAACUGAGGAAUGUGCAGGAAAGAAAAAAUCCAAAUUUCAGACUUUCAAGAACUUUUUUGCUAAGAAGAAAAGGAAAGAAUCUCCAGCUCCCAGGGGGGAGAGUAAUUUAAAACCAAGCCAGUCCAGCAGCGAUGUCAGCAUCCCUGCGCUCGAUACUAUUGCUCUUCAUUCACCAACUGAGCCGGGAUCCAAAGGAAGCAUGGGAAACAAAGCCUUGUCACAUGACAGUGUCUUUAUUUUUGAAUCUGCGCCAGAAAACACAGCUGGUGACAUGUCCUCUCAGGAAAACAUACCUGGGAAAGUGAAAACAUUACAGCUCCAGUUACAACAGAACAUCAGACUUGGGUCUUCUCCUCUUGUUAUAACUGGCAGGAAAUUGGAAGAUACAGGUGCUGUUUCAGAAGAUGAUGGAUUACCUAAAAGCCCUCCAGAAAUCUCCACUCUUCAUGAAGUUCUAACAUGUUCACCAAGCAAGUCCUCCAACCCUGUUCAGCGCCAUAGCUCUUUGAGUUUAGGUGGGACAGACAGUGAAGAUGAACAGGUACCCUCUGAUGCUUCCUCUAGACCUGUCAGCCCUUUGUCCUCUAUGGUGCUUGUGAGUCCAGCCACACAAGCCAGCAGCUUGCUUCCCGUUGACUUCAACACCCCUGCCAGUCCCGUGGGCUGCCUGGAUACCUCCGCAGCUAGGCACAGGAUAGCAAUAAACCCACGGAAACAGAGAGUUUUUACCAGUAAGAACCAGCAAACCCCUCUGGAACAACUGGAAAAGGAACAGAGUCUUCCUGUAACUGCAGAAAAGAAAAGUACAACAAAAUUCCUUGAUGCUGACCAGUAUGAAAAUUGGGCAGGUUCAUUGGUCUGGAAUGAUGGAAAAGGAAGUGGUGCUAAGGAGACACAGGCCAUAACAAAGACUGACAAUUCCACAAGUAACCCUCAGAAUUCUAUAUCCCCUGCAGACAUAGUUUGUACUUUGCUAGAAGAGGAUGUAUGCCCUAUAGAAACAGACCAUCAAUCUAAAGGAACAGCGUCCUUUCCAAAUGUGCAGUCUUCUCUAGCAAAAUCUGAGGAGGAGAACAAGGCAGAGGAAGUACUGGUACCUUACUGCUCUGAUGAAUCUAUUGGUGAAUUCAAACUACUUCUGCAAAAUACUGAUGAAGUAAUUGAACGGUUUGAAUCUCUACAGACUGAGCCAGAAGCAAUUGUAUUUCAGGACACAUUAGCAUCUGACUUGUAUGGCAUUUCCAUGGAAAAGGAGGAUGCCACAAAGGUAUCCUUAAAACAACCUGUAGACCAAAGCGACAAAGAGCCUGGAGAUGGUGGUGUGGCACUUGUAGGAAAAGUGGAAGAUCAGCCUUGUACCGAUGAGAACAACUUCCUCUGGCCUGAUUCAGAUCCUGCAGUGUGCGUUUCCCAGGUUCCUUUAGCCACUUUGGAGACGUCCUCUGAAGUAGAGUGCAUGGCUGUCUCAGUGCCUGAAAAUACCCCAGCAGCAGAAGAUGAUAAAGAAAUGUGCAAAGUUACGGAACUUCAGCCAGCCAAAGACCAUGUAGAUUCAACAGCAUCCCUACAAAAAGACUCAGUUGUGUCUGUGUCAGAUAUAGAUCGCAUGUUGCCUCAGAGUAAAGUGAACAAGGAGCUACAUUUAAAAUCAGAAAUGCAUUGUCCUGUUUCAAAGGCUCGCCAAAGCAAUCAGGAGACAGAUGCAUCCAACAACUUGGAAAAACAUUCCAUCGGAUGCCUUGCCUCCUCCAGUUUGGCUGGCUUCAAGAGUUGUAUCCCUCUUAGUGGUGACAGUCAGCAGAACCAGUUAGGCGGCGUAACUUCUCAAGAGAAAACAAGGAAAGAAAGCAAAUCUCCAGAGGAAAAUAUAAAGACUCCAUUGAAAUCUGCUGCUACAAAACCAGUUCGAUUUACUAUUGCUCCUGCCUGGCAAAGAUCUCUUUCGGGGGGUUCAAAUUCCAAGGAAGAUUCCUGUGCUAGAAGCUCCCCAUCCUCUCCCAUAAGACCAGAGAUGUUUGAAGGAACAGCUCACUUAGAUACCACCAGGCAAGAGUCUACAAAAAACAACCCUGAGAGGGAUAAUGAGAGCAACAAGGCCAGUUUGAAUUCUUCCAUGGAGGGGGCUGAGAAUGAAACACAGAAUGCUGAAAACCCAUUUGGGAUCAGACUGAGAAGAACAUCCUCUUUGCUAAAGUACCACAGUGAAUCUCCAAAGCAGAUUCCAUUAGCUGUUCACACCACCUCUUCUGGUUCUGUCAAGGAGGAUCAAAAACCAGUAGGCACUGGGAGGCCACCUCACAGCCUUCCAGGCAACCAGAAAGCUUUAACUAAAAAAUCAGCUGUCGUGGAAGAGAAAAAUGCCCCCAAAACAAAACCUGAAGAAGUCUCAAAGAAGCAACACUCUAACAAACUUUCAGAAAAAGUCCCUAGUCCGCAUUUGGAAACUGUUACCUCUGAACCAGCUUGGGUCUCCAUGGCAAAACUAAAGCAGAAAGGUUUCCAGGGUCAUCCUCUUGCCAAAGGACAUCAGAGGGAGGACAAAACUUUGACCAAAAUGGAUCAAGAGGAGCGAGUGACCUGUGCGAGUGAGAAUUUAUUGGGGAAGAACCUAACUCCCAGCCUGUGCGCUCAGGAGAAGAAAUCACAAAUGAAGACCACUAUGUCUGCUACAGCAGCAGUUACACUUGGACCUAUGGCUCAGGAAGCGUCUGUGGUUCCCACCACUGAAAAGGAAACAAGACAAUCCUGUAAUCUGCCAAUGACACCGUGCAGCUCUGCUGAACCACCGUGGCUGUCCCUGGCCAAGAAAAAAGCCAAAGCUUGGAGUGAAAUGCCUCAGAUUGUUCAAUAGCAAAUGACAAGAGUGUCCUCCUCUGUACUGCCAAUAACUGUAUUAACUCCAUAUAGUAACUUCUUCGCUGGGACCAUUUUUGGGGGGAUGAGAUAAAAGCCGUAGAACCUUCAGCACAGACUGUAGCUGUGAAUAUGUGAAGAAGAAAUGCCAUUGACGGGUUAACCUGCAGUAACCACCAGCAUUAGGAAACUGAGCAUUUUCCACGAUAAAAUACCAUGAAAUUCCAAUUGACCAAUUCAUACUGACCAUGUUUGACUAAAAGACAGUGAUGCUCUAAGAGGAGGCACUUCAUGCCUUUGAAGCAUUUCUUUUCUAAAAGGGGAGAUUAAAGUACCCUGCACACAAUACAGUAUUCUGCAUGAUUUCACUUUGAGCAUUGAAUUUGUUUGGUGUCACAAAAUGGUUUUAGAGCUCUGCACUGGAGCAUCCAGACUGGCUGUCACUGAUGUAGUACCAUUUAUGUCUCUAGAGCUUGGUCUAGGGCAGGUCUGACUGUGGUUCUGAUUGUUAACGUAUCUGUUUCAUAAAUGAAACAAGACACAAGCAGCAAUGCAGAUUUAGGGGAUUCUCAUUUCUUAGGUGGUUAGAGUCACUCAGCCUUGGGCCUCAUGCCUUAUAUUAUACCAUCUACUGGAAAGGCCCAGAACUGCACUGCCUUUGUGUUCUACUGCUAAUGUAUUUUAAAAAAAUCAAUACCUUCUAAGGACUAGAUUCUGCUCAGUUACCUCUGUAAAUCUGGAAUAACUCCACUGACCUUAAGGUAGUUUGGAGAUGCUGAAUUUGGUCCUUAUACCUAAGCUAAAAUUUUUAUAUUUAAUUUCUAGCAUCGAGCAAUUUCUCUUUGUAAGCCUCUUUAGUGAAAUAUCCCUGCUAAUGGCAGAGGUGGGAAAGGUUUGACCCACUCUUAUUUUCUGUGUAGAAGGAGACCUGUUCGCCACAAACAGUAUCCCACUGUUCAUAUUCACCGCAAUAUGAUUUUUAGACUAUUUCCUUUGCAGUUUAGAAAAAAAUAAAUACACGUAACAUCCACCCUUCGCCAUCAGUACAUAACUGAAAGCUGAAGCUGAACAUCUAUCUAAAGACACAUCGCUGGCAAACAGCUGCUCUUUUAGGGUUCAAUUCUGCUGUCACUGAAGUCUUGCCACUGACUUUUAUGGGAGCAGAAUCAGAUCCUUUAAAAAUAAACUUUGUAAAAUGACUUAGUGACAUCAGUGUCAGGACAACCAAACUGCAGCUGCCUGUACAUUGCACAUUUGCAAAACAUUUUCUGUUUACAGCCAAUGAAAACAUUGAAGACUGACUUGUCCGACAGAUUGUCUUUUGCAAACAAGCUGGGUAGCAUCUUUAAGAAAAAUGGUGCGGGGCAAGAGGUCCAAAUGUGAAACAACACGUUUGACCUGGAGUAACUCAUUAUCUAGACUCCCACCUGUUGGUUCUGACCUGAAUUUAAAUAUACUACUACUUCUGAAAUCUGUAUCCAUUGCUAAUGAAGGCUGUGCAACUUUUAUUCAUGUGGCUGAACAGCUUACUCGCACUAAUAGUCCCACUUAAGUUAAUGGGUCUGCUCUUAUGAGUCAAUGCUAAUCAGAAAGAGAAAAGGUUCCACAGUCGGUUCACUAAUACAGGCUGGUUUUACUACUUUUUAGUAUCUGUUCUAAGAAGUGUAUCUUCUCCUGCAAUGUACUGAAGCACUUGUAUUUCUCUAAAGUUUGAGAGUAUUAUGUAAAAGAACAAAAUAAACAUUGUCUAUUAUGGUUUUCUACAGCUGACAUCACAUACAUGGGUUUACUGACCCUCUGUUUAAAAUAUGCACUUUCCUAUAUACUGCUAUUUCUCUCCUGUUCUUUGCCAGUCUGGAUUGCAACCCCACACCUAAACUACUGCAAACGAAAACAGCAUUUAUCUAUUACCUUGUUGCUUUUGUUCUUGAUAUUGUGUCUCUCAUUUUCUGUAUGGUAUGUAUAUACGUUUUUGUAAUCCUCACCUUUGGAGGACCCCCUUUUGUAUUCUAUUCCCAUAUUUGGUUUACUAUUAAACGCUAUGGUCAUGAUGGAAUUUU
Messenger RNA from Trachemys scripta elegans, 5212 nucleotides. RefSeq names its product KIAA1210 ortholog. The coding region runs from base 250 to 3150 and encodes 966 amino acids. The record is from RefSeq and is a predicted model, not a curated record. The transcript is spliced from 12 exons. NCBI's taxonomy places the organism in Eukaryota, Metazoa, Chordata, Testudines, Emydidae.